Durusdinium trenchii is the source of this 2241-nucleotide messenger RNA. NCBI's taxonomy places the organism in Eukaryota, Dinophyceae, Suessiales, Symbiodiniaceae. The record is from the annotation of a GenBank genome assembly.
AUGCAGCUUUUUGCCCGUGGAACGCCUGUCUUUCAGCAUGCCAAAGUUUGUGGCUAUGCAUCUCGAGUUGCAGGUAGCCUGAGAUUUGCUUGGCAGAGAGACAGCAAGUUGUGUGCUGUUGGUUGGCUCGUUUCCACUCGCCACAAUGCACAGGAUGCCUUUGCGCUGCCAAAGCAGGCUCCUACUCAUGUCCUACGUCGGAGAGAGGGCUUGGAAAUGUAUACACAUGCUGGCAAAAACUGGGGCAUAGUAACGAACGCCAAGGGAGAAGUUGAGCCAACAGACCUGGAAGUUGUGCCAACACUGGAGGAAAGAGAGCUUGUUUCCAAGCUCCGUGGCGAAGCCAACAAAGAGAAUGGGCAAUGGCAGCACGUUUUAUCUUCAUAUUCUGGAUCCAAUCCAGUAGUGCUGACUGCUGCGAUGCAUGCGGCACUGAAAAAGAGACACUAUGAAGAAGGCUUUCAGAUUUACAAGAAGCUCACCCACAUGACCCUACCAUCAUAUACGAUUGCAAUGAAACUCCUUGGCAAACUCGGCAAAGUUGAUGAAGUCGAACGACUCUGGACACAGCUGAUUGAACUGGACCUGGUUGGCCAACCUCAAGCUGGAGGGCGCAUCGAUGCAGCUGCAGACAAUGGAGACAUUCAAGCAGCGGGACGAGUUCUGGACUACAUGAAGGGAAAAGGUAUUGAAGCCAACGUGUUACAUUUUUCAUCUGCCAUCAAUGCUUGUGCAAAUGCUAAAGAUCAAAGUCGAGCCGAAGCAGCUCAAGGCUUUUUUGAUCAGAUGCUCGCCGCUGGCAUGAAGCCGAAUAUCGUCACAUACUGCAGCUUACUUCGUGCGUUCCAACAAGAACCAAGGCAACGCUUGCUGGACUUGCUGGUUCAUAUGAAAGACCAACAUGUGAAGCCAGACUCUGUCUUCGCAGAAUCCUUUCUCUUCAUCUUCUUGCGGCAACCGGGAAAAGGCGCUUGGACCACGGUGGACGUGAUUGCUUCGGAUCUGCGGAAGCGGCCUCUGGCGGACCUGCAGGUGGCCAAGGAGUUCAUCGAGGAGCUCAGGGACGAUGCACGUCCGCGCGUCCGCCUCACUCGCUCCUGCGAGGCCAUCGACGUGGCGCUGCGAAGGGUCCAGGAAGAAGCGCAGAGGUCGAGAGUGGUGAAGCCUGGCGAAAGGAAGUCGCGCGCCGCUGAUUGGUUUCGUUCGACAUCCUUCAGUGCGUUAGCCACGCAGGACAAUGCGCAUGUUCCCCUUGGGCAGCCGAAGCAGGUUCCUUUGAAUGUCGUACGUCGGAAAGAAGGCUGGGGCGUGUAUAGCCCUGCAGGGGCAAGAUUUAAUUUGGUAGUCAACACAACAGAGAACUUGGUACAUGAACCAACAGAAGAGGAAAAGCAGCUCGCGUCGCAGCUUAAAGCAGCAGGCAACAGAAAGAACAGACAAUGGCAAGCUGUGUUUUCCAAGUAUUCUGGGUCUAGUCCAUGGGUGCUCACUGCUGCAAUGCAAGCAGCUUUGAAGACGAAGGACUACGAGGAAGGCUUCCAAGUUUACAAAAGGGUCAGACACAUGACGCUGCCUACGUAUACCAUUUCAAUGAAGCUCCUGGGGAAGCUGGGGCAACUUGACGAAGUUGAAAGGCUUUGGGAUCAGUUGGUUCAGCAGAAUGCUGUUGGUCAAGAGCAGGCUGGAGGGCGCAUUGAUGCAGCGGCAGACAAUGGAGACAUUCAAGCGGCAGUACGAGUUCUUGACUACAUGAAGGGAAAGGGUAUUGAAGCCAAGGCGUUGCAUUUUGGCUCAGCCAUCAAUGCUUGUGCCAACAGCAAAGAUGCCAAUCGAGCGGAAGUCGCUCAGGGUUUUUUUGAUGAGAUGCUACGGACUGGUUUGACUCCCACCAUUGUGACAUAUGCCACCGUACUUCGUGCAUUCAAGCAUGAACCAAGAGAACGCUUGUUGAACUUGCUAGUGGACAUGAAGGACCAGAAUGUGAGAGCAAAUGCAGUGUUCGCAGAGACCUUUCUAUUCAUUUUCUUGAAGAAGCCCCCUGAGAAGGGUUGCUGGACAGCACAAAGUGUGAUUGCUUCAGAUUUGCGGAAAUUGCGCCUGGCAGACCUGCAGACGGCGAAGGACUUUAUUGAUGAGCUCAAGCACACAAAUGUCAACUUGAACAAAUCAUGCAGGCUGAUCGACGAGGCGAUUCAAUCUGUCCUGCAAGAAGCCCAUAGUGUGAUGGGUCAGAGUGUUUAA